Rangifer tarandus platyrhynchus (Svalbard reindeer) is the source of this 4269-nucleotide messenger RNA. NCBI's taxonomy places the organism in Eukaryota, Metazoa, Chordata, Mammalia, Artiodactyla, Cervidae. The record is from the annotation of a GenBank genome assembly.
AUGUAUUUCCUGAGCGGCUGGCCCAAGAGGCUGCUCUGCCCUUUGGGGAGCCCGGCCGAGGCGCCUUUCCACGUUCAGUCCGACCCCCAGAGGACUUUCUUCGCCGUACUGGCCCCAGCUCGCCUCAGCAUCUGGUACAGUCGGCCCAGUGUAUUAAUUGUAACCUACAAGGAACCUGCAAAAUCGUCUUCUCAGUUUGGGUCCUACAAGCAAGCUGAAUGGAGGCCAGAUAGUACCAUGAUAGCUGUGUCAACGGCAAAUGGCUACAUCUUGUUUUUUCACAUAACAUCUACAAGAGGGGACAAGUACCUUUAUGAACCAGUGUAUCCCAAAGGAAGCCCACAAAUGAAAGGUACACCCCAUUUUAAGGAAGAACAGUGUGCUCCAGCAUUAAAUUUAGAGAUGAGGAAAAUACUGGAUUUGCAAGCACCCAUCAUGAGUUUGCAGUCUGUGCUGGAAGAUCUCCUGGUUGCUACUUCUGAUGGACUUCUUCAUCUUAUUCACUGGGAAGGAAUGACAAAUGGGAGGAAAGCUAUUAAUCUUUGUACAGUACCCUUUUCAGUAGACCUGCAGUCAUCUAGAGCAGGUUCAUUCCUGGGUUUUGCAGAUGUGCACAUUAGAGACAUGGAAUACUGUGCCACACUUGAUGGAUUUGCUGUUGUGUUUAAUGAUGGUAAAGUUGGAUUUAUUACACCAGUGUCAAGUAGAUUUACUGCAGAGCAGCUUCAUGGAGUUUGGCCACAAGAUGUUGUUGAUGGAACUUGUGUAGCAGUAAAUAACAAGUAUCGACUGAUGGCAUUUGGUUGUGCAAGUGGUUCUGUACAGGUUUAUACAAUAGAUAACACCACUGGAGCCAUGCAGCUGUCUCAUAAACUAGAGUUAACAGCAAAACAGUAUCCUGACAUUUGGAACAAAACAGGAGCUGUUAAGUUGGUCAGAUGGUCUCCUGACAAUAGUGUUGUGGUAGUGACCUGGGAAUAUGGAGGCCUUUCUUUAUGGAGUGUAUUUGGAGCCCAGCUGAUUUGUACACUUGGAGGAGAUUUUGCUUAUAGGUCAGAUGGUACCAAAAAAGAUCCCCUUAAAAUCAACUCCAUGAGCUGGGGUGCUGAAGGCUAUCACCUCUGGGUAAUCAGUGGAUUUGGUUCUCAAAAUACUGAAAAUGAGUCUGACUCCAAGAGUAUAGUUAAACAGCCUGGUAUUCUACUGUUUCAGUUUAUCAAGAGUGCACUCACUGUAAACCCUUGUAUGAGUAACCAAGAGCAAGUGUUGCUUCAGGGGGAGGAUCGAUUGUACUUGAACUGUGGAGAGGCCUCACAGAGCCAGAAUCCCAGGAGUUCUUCAGCUCACUCUGAUCACAAAACCUGUCGGGAAAAGAGCCCCUUUGCAGAUGGCAGUUUAGAGUCUCAGAGUUUAAGCACUUUACUUGGUCAUCGGCAUUGGCAUGUAGUACAGAUUUCCAGCACCUAUCUAGAGAGCAAUUGGCCUAUACGGUUUUCAGCUAUUGAUAAACUUGGCCAGAAUAUUGCUGUUGUUGGCAAGUUUGGUUUUGCACAUUACUCUUUACUCACCAAAAAAUGGAAGCUUUUUGGAAACAUUACCCAGGAGCAGAAUAUGAUUGUGACAGGUGGCUUAGCCUGGUGGAAUGAUUUUAUUGUCCUUGCAUGUUAUAACAUAAGUGAUCGUCAAGAAGAGCUCAGAGUGUAUUUGCGAACCUCAAAUCUGGACAAUGCUUUUGCUUAUGUCACCAAAACACAAGCAGAAACAUUACUGCUUAGUGUUUUCCGGGACAUGGUAAUAGUUUUUCGAGCAGACUGUUCAAUAUGCCUUUAUAGUAUUGAAAGAAAAUCUGAUGGUCCAAAUACUGCUGGUAUUCAGGUUCUUCAGGAAGUAUCCAUGUCACGCUACAUUCCGCACCCUUUCCUGGUGGUAUCUGUCACUCUGACAUCAGUGAGUACAGAGAAUGGAAUCACCUUGAAGAUGCCACAGCAGGCUCGUGAUGCAGAGAGCAUUAUGCUAAAUCUGGCAGGACAGCUCAUCAUGAUGCAGAGGGACAGGUCCGGCCCUCAGAUCCGAGAGAAGGACAGCAACCCUAACCAAAGGAAACUUUUGCCAUUCUGUCCUCCUGUUGUACUAGCCCAGUCUGUUGAAAAUGUCUGGACCACAUGUCGCGCAAAUAAACAGAAGCGUCACCUGUUGGAGGCCCUCUGGCUGAGCUGUGGUGGUGCCGGGAUGAAAGUCUGGCUCCCUCUUUUCCCCAGGGAUCACCGCAAGCCCCAUUCCUUCUUGUCCCAGCGGAUCAUGCUGCCUUUCCACAUAAAUAUCUACCCCCUGGCUGUUCUGUUUGAAGAUGCAUUAGUCCUUGGUGCUGUCAAUGACACUCUGCUCUACGAUUCUCUGUAUUCUCGCAACAGUGCUAGGGAACAGCUGGAGGUGCUCUUCCCUUUCUGUGUUGUGGAGAGAACCUCUCAGAUCUACCUCCAUCACAUUCUGCGUCAGCUGCUGGUGAGGAACCUCGGGGAGCAAGCUCUGCUCUUAGCCCAGUCCUGUGCCGCGCUGCCUUACUUUCCCCACGUGCUGGAGCUCAUGCUCCAUGAAGUGCUGGAAGAAGAAGCUACCUCACGGGAGCCCAUUCCCGACCCUCUGCUUCCCACGGUGGCAAAAUUUAUCACCGAGUUCCCACUCUUCCUGCAGACAGUUGUUCACUGUGCCAGGAAGACUGAGUAUGCCCUGUGGAACUACCUGUUUGCAGCUGUUGGAAACCCCAAGGACUUGUUUGAAGAAUGUUUGAUGGCUCAGGAUUUAGAUACUGCUGCGUCUUACCUUAUUAUCUUACAGAACAUGGAAGUUCCAGCAGUAAGUAGGCAACAUGCCACCCUUCUUUUCAACACAGCCCUGGAACAAGGCAAGUGGGACCUGUGUCGACACAUGAUUCGAUUUCUGAAAGCCAUUGGCUCUGGAGAAUCUGAGACGCCCCCAUCCACACCUACAGCUCAGGAGCCCAGUUCAAGUGGUGGUGGAUUUGAGUUCUUCAGGAAUCGAAGCAUCAGUUUAUCCCAGUCAGCUGACAGCGUUCCUGCUAGUAAAUUCAGCUUACAGAAAACACUAAGUAUGCCAUCUGGUCCUUCUGGAAAAAGAUGGAGCAAAGACAGUGACUGUGCUGAGAACAUGUAUAUUGAUAUGAUGCUCUGGAGACACGCUCGGCGUCUCUUAGAAGAAGUUCGGCUAAAGGAUCUCGGCUGCUUUGCAGCCCAGUUGGGCUUUGAACUCAUUAGUUGGCUGUGCAGGGAGCGUACCCGUGCUGCCCGAGUAGACAACUUCGUGUUGGCCCUGAAGAGGCUCCACAAAGAUUUCCUUUGGCCACUUCCCAUCACCCCAGCUGCUUCUGUCAGUUCUCCUUUCAGAAACGGAAAAUACCGAACAGUGGGAGAGCAGCUCUUAAAGUCACAGUCAACUGACCCAUUUUUAAACCUCGAGAUAGAUGCUGGUGUCUCUAAUGUCCAACGAAGUCAGAGCUGGCUCAGCAACAUUGGCCCUGCUCAUCAAGAAAUAGACACAGCUUCAUCUCAUGGGCCACAGAUGCAAGAUGCCUUCCUGUCACCUUUAUCUAAUAAAGGUGAUGAAUGCAGUAUUGGUUCAGCCACGGACUUGACUGAAAGUAGCUCCAUGGUGGAUGGAGACUGGACAAUGGUGGAUGAAAAUUUCUCCACACUCAGUCUAACCCAGUCAGAGCUGGAGCAUAUCUCCAUGGAGUUGGCGAGUAAAGGGCCUCACAAAUCCCAGGUCCAGCUUCGGUAUUUGCUGCACAUCUUCAUGGAGGCAGGAUGUCUGGACUGGUGCAUUGUUAUAGGCCUGAUUCUUAGAGAAUCCUCAAUAAUCAACCAGAUUUUGGUUAUUAUACAGUCUUCAGAGGUAGAUGGAGAGAUGUUACAGAACAUAAAGACAGGGCUGCAUGCUGUGGACCGAUGGGCCUCCACAGAUUGUCCUGGAUAUAAGCCAUUUUUAAACAUCAUUAAGCCACACCUGCAGAAGCUUAGUGAGAUAACAGAAGAGCAGGUUCAGCCUGAAGCCUUCCAGCCAAUGACUGUGGGUAAGACUCCUGAACAGACUAGUCCCCGGGCAGAGGAGAACAGGAGCUCCUCGGGCCAUGGGAGCAUCCCCCAGGGCGAGGUCGGAGGCAGCAGUUUGGUCAGCCGGAAAGAAGAGGACACAACACGAGCAGAGGAGGAGGAACCUUUUCAAGAUGGGACUUACGACUGUUCUGUGUCCUAA